AUGGAUGACGUAAGUAAUGAAGAGCUCCUCAUGAAGUGGAAACCACGCUUAGGUCCAUUGUCCGUAGCUGAAAAGCUAAAGCAGGCCGAGUUACUGAAGCGUCAAGGCAAUUUGCGUGUCAAUGAGGGUGAAUAUAAACGCGCAUUAACAUCGUAUGCCAAAGUAUUUGCAUACGUCAAUGGUUUAUCCGUAGCAGGCGAUGCUAUGUCACAAUAUACUCAGGGAAAUACCGGUAUGAUGGCUACAAAAGAAGAAGAUAUCCAGAUUCAAGCUAUAAAAAUUGCGGUAUGGUCGAAUAUGGCGUUAUGCUAUGUCAAGCUCGGUACACAGCCAGAUAAAGCGUUGGGCUGUUGUGACAAGGUGCUGCAUCUUGAACCAGAGCAUAGUAAAGCACGUUUUCGUAAGGCUCAAUCCAUGGUGCAACUUAUGGAAUAUGAUCAAGCUUAUCAACUCUUGAGUGAGUUACUAGACGAAGAACCCAAGAAUGCGGCGAUACGUAGUGAGAUUCGGGCUUUACAGACUAAAAAGCGCGUAUACGAUGCUGAGAUGAAAGCCAAGGAGAAGAGUGUAUUUGGCAACAUGUUCAAGUAA
This is a messenger RNA of Peronospora belbahrii, 591 nucleotides long. NCBI's taxonomy places the organism in Eukaryota, Oomycota, Peronosporomycetes, Peronosporales, Peronosporaceae. The record is from the annotation of a GenBank genome assembly.